GCCACCUUUGUUACACUAAGUGAUGCUGGCAAACGGGAAGCAGUGCUCAUCACCUCAGUUUAUUGCCACUCUGAGGUCACAAACGGUCUUCGAAAAAUCUGAUGUCCAGCUCAGCUGUACAGUAUCAGGUUUCCCAGAGCCAGUGGUAACGUGGUACAAGAAUGGCAGAACCCUUACAGAUUUAGGAGGAUGUGCUCAAUGCGAAACCUUAAUGGACGGCUACAUCCACACGCUUCACUUGAGCAAAUGCGCAGAAAAGGAUGCUGCAGUUUACCAAGUGUCUGCACAAAACACUCAAGGCAUAAUAAGUUGCUCUGCAGUGUUGGAAGUGGGUAAUUUCAAAAGAAUGCACAUUUUCAAAACAUUGUUCCAACAUACACAGAGUAACAACAAUCCUCCACUUGAACCAGGAAUCAACACUAAAGACAAGCCCUCAAUGAAAACAGAAAAGGAAAGCCGUGAAGAUUCUGAUAAGGAAGGAAGCUCCAUAGCAGCUUUUACUAAUCGUUUAUCACAGAUGUCCCUUAAUGAGGAGCAGCCAUUGGAUGAACCCAAUAUCUAUGCAGAUAUUGUCAAGAGGACAAGCACUACAAGUAAUAGCCGAGAUUCAGUGCAGGAAGAGGAGCUCACAACUGCACUGCAGAUUAGUAGAGAGAGCUCAUUUAGAAUGAAUGAUCAGCAGGCAUCUUUCAGUUAUCUAGGGAAAGAUGGCGUCAUUUGCAGUUCCCAGCUUCCAGAAGCUAAGACAUACCACAAACUUGAAGAAAGUGACUUGGCAGAACCUGUUGCUACAAAUGAAACACCUGUUGGCUGCAGAAAAAUGGCUGACGUAAAUAUAGGCAGCCAGACUGAAUACCACCCAGAGACCAAUUCCAAAAAUGGUUUGUGUGUUCCUACAGAGCUGGCUGUUUCUGAGCACUGUGUCACAGAUGAUGACUUUCGUUGUGAUCAUCCAGAAGAUUUUGAAUGUUCUGACCACAUGACGGAAUAUGCCAAUUCAGUCUGGCAGGCAAGGCUGCAGGGAAUUGAGCUGCCAACUUUAAAAGAAAGUGACUACCCUGAUGAUGUACUAAGAUUAAGAAAGGGCCACGGUGUCAACAGCACAGAAAAGCCAACACAGGCCAGGGUAUCAAAUGACAGCUCAGAUAUGGAGGCAACCAAUGGCCUCGCUCGAGAUAUGUUGAGGGCAGAAGAGACAUCUGUUCAAGAAGCCCCAUCUAAAGACUGCCAGCCUGGAAAACACGCAGACAUGGUGCAUAUAGUCACGGCCCACCAGGAGGACUUGGCUACAAUAAAAACACAAGAGCUUACAGCCAUUGCCAUUAAAAACAAAGCAGAAGAAAGGAACUGUUUGACUGAACAGAAGCAGGAGGAAAUGAGGGGUGGCCUUGCUGAAACAUCCAUGGAGAGAGAGAGAAUGGACUCCACUUCUAAUCUGAAAGUAUAUGCCAAAGAGGUAAGCUUGGAAAUAGAACUUGUAGCAAAGGAUAAACGAGGGCAGGAAGAAAAUCUCUGCCACAAAGAAGAGGAGGAGCGCGUUUGCAGUUAUUCUAUUAAACAGGACACAGAGAAGAUGGGACAUCCAGAUGCUUUUAUCACUAAAGAAAAACACAUCAGCCUCACCCGUGGAUCUGAACAAAGUCCAGGCAUUGCAGUGCAAGAGAACGAUCAGCUUCAACAAAAGGGGAGAGCGUCUGACUGCACAUCAGAGUGGGACGAGCGCACCCUGGCAGACAAGCAAGCAGCCCCAAGUGAACAGCAUGGCGCAGAUGUCUCUGACGCGACAAGGCCAAAAACACACCAUCAUAAAGUUUCAGAUUCCAGUGAUAUGCAUGGAGAUGCCCACCCUGUUAGCCAUUCAGAAGAGAGCACCAUGGAAUCAGGGGAGCAAACCUCCUUUUUAACAAAGAACAAAAUAGAACAGAUGAUUCAUCGGAAUUCACACAGCAAGGAAUAUAAAGUGAGUGACCAGCUACAGCGUCUCUUAGAUAAUUUACAGCAAGGAAAGCCUGAAAAAACAGUGGUCACCAAUGAACCUGGUACACCUACUCUUGAUCUCAGGAUUGACAACAAGAUACUGAUAACCCAGAAAUCUGAUUAUGAUAGUGACGUGAACCUUCAACUAACAGGGAGCCUUGACACAGAAGGGCCAAAGAAACCAUGGGAGAGCUUAAAAGACUCUGACAAGUUUAGCAAAGACCAUAAGCAGUUAUGUGCUGACACUCAGGUGGAAGACACUACAACUCAUUAUGGGCUGUUCAAGCCAGAUACGUUUUAUAGCAAGCAAGACAUCAUCCCAAAAUUAGAGUCGCUGUACAGAAAUCACUCUGGAUGCUCUUCCAUUAAAGGAGAACACUUUAACAAAUCUAGUCUCUACAAUGAUGUAAAUGCUCAGCUUUCAGAAACUUCAGAGGAGAAAACACCUAGGACUACAAGUGCGCCUCUCAAUGAAAUCACAGCAAUGAAAGAACUUAAGAUAGACAAAAACAAUGAUAACAUUGAAAAUGAAAUGUUAGGAGACAUUUCACAGCAUUUCAAAGCAGAAAAACUAAGGAAAACGCAGAGGGAUCCUAUAAAAGGUUUAAAAAACGAUCAAAAUUUAAAUUGCAGUCCACACACAAUUCAAUCUCAGAGUAACAAAAGGAGCUCUAGGAAUUCAUCUAAACAAAAGGGAGAUUUAACGUUUUUACCAGGUUUGCAGUUCAAUACACAGGAGACAACAAAAGAAGAACCACAGUGUAGCCCUCCACAUAAAGACCUAGUCCAAACUGAAAUUUUAAAGAAUAUAAAACAUGAGAGUAUGGCAGUAAUUCAAUCUGCUUCACCAAAUUGUUGCAUAAAGUUCACUAAUCCAAAAUGUAUCUACCCUCCUUUCUCAGAGACUUCUCUUGGUGAUACUCAGAUGUCCACAAAGGAUGAUCAUUUGUCUGCAUAUGAUAAAACAUCGUCAUGUAAAAAAUCACAAGCUGUAAAGUGUCCUAAUAAGACUUCUUAUUAUUUUAAAGAUUUAGGGGAAAACAAGGCAGCGGCUGAACUGGAACCCACAAUACAAUCUACAAAAAUAGGAAAUUCCAAAUUUAAAGUCAUUACAAUGAACAUUGGGAACACAAAUGACAAAGUCUCCAUGCAGAAGGAGACAAAAUCCAAACAUGCUUCACGGAAAUCAGAGCUUCAGAAUCCUGAGAAUGAUACUAAAAUGACAGGUGUACCGGUACAUCUCCAGGAAGAGAGGCCAACAAGUACUUCCCGGAAAGGCACAGUUCACAUUAAGCAUCCAUCAUCAAGGUCUAGCUCUAAAGAAUCUCAGCCUGCCCUGGCUAAACCCGCCCUUGAAAUUUCUCAACAGAAGUGCCAAAAACUAGAAAGACAAUCAAGCGACUUUGAUUCUUCAUGUGGCACAAAAAAAGAACAAAGUCUGAAUAAGUUAACCGUCGGAAAAGUAAAAUCCACGGCAAAAUCAAAAGUCAAAUUACCCAAAGAAUUUCAAGAAAGUAAAGUAUCUCCUGCAAAAGAAGCGGAGAAUGUUGAGCAAACUGGCUCAAAACUCAAAGGACAAACUGUGCCUUCAACACAACUUCAUGAUAAAGCUUCUGCCAGCAAUUGCUCAGUCGUAAAAAAUGCAAACCUUGUUAUAGACUGUGCCCAUUCAAAUGAUAUGGGCAUCCCCUUAAGAACACAAGGAAAAAUCAUGUCAGAGCAGGAAAUCUUACACUCGGUGGGUGAAGAGACGCCCGCUGUCCCUAAGCCACAUGUGCUCCAGGGUAGUGAAGAACUCGCCAAACAUGUGCGUGUCCCAGAUGACAAAACCACGGCAGGCCUAGUAGACAAGAAAACACAGAAAAAGUGCGUGGGAGGAAAUGAACACAUCGAGCUGAAGAAUAAAGAAUGUCAAAGAGCCGCUGGACAGACAAGUCACAAGAAACAUCAUCAAGAUGAAAUGCAGACCCAGAAACCACCAGGAAACCAAGAAGACAAAGCUCCUAUACUUCUCCAGAAUAUCCAUGCAGAAACAUUUGCCAAUGAUUCUGGAAACAUCAAACUUUGUUGCACGUUCAGCCACAUCUGUGCAGACUCCACUAUAAAAUGGACUAAAGACUCCAUGAUUUUGGCUAAAAUACAACGCAAGGCAGGAGAUGAGAGCCCAGUGUCUCUGGCCAUCGUUCAGGCAACAGCCAAAGACCAGGGGGUGUACCAGUGCCAGCUGAAGAACAGCUGUGGCAAGGCGUCUUCAGAGUUUAACCUGACCACAGAAGCACUGAAUAAUCUCAUACGUCAAAAGAACCUUGAAGGAGGAGAAGAAAUUACAUUUGCACAGCUGAUGUUUCGUGAAGAUUUUCUCAAUGACCAAUAUUUUGGAGAUAAUAAGCCUGGCUGUAUUGUGACGGAAGAAGUGCAUUUUGGGGAAGGAUUACACCGGAAAGCUUUUCGGACUACUGUUAUCAACGGCCUUGUGCCUGUUUUUAACCCAGGACAUCCUUGUGUCUUAAAAGUGCAUAACGCCAUUGCAUAUGGCACCAAGACAAAUGAUGAGCUCAUCCAGAAGAACUACAGGCUUGCAGUACAGGAAUGCCAUGUUCAAAAUACAGCAAGAGAAUAUAUUAAAGAAUACAGAACUGAAGCAACAAAUACGGAUUCCUUUGGUGAAGUCCCAGACAUCAUUCCGAUCUAUCUAAUCCAUCGCCCUGCUAAUAAUAUUCCAUACGCCACUCUGGAGGAAGAACUGAUUGGAGAAUUUGUCAAAUAUUCGGUGAAGGAUGGCAAGGAGCUGAAUGUGAUGAGAAGAGACUCAGAUGCUGGCCAAAAGUGCUGCACCUUCCAACACUGGGUCUUUCAGAGGACAGGCGGCAACCUUCUCGUCACUGACAUGCAGGGUGUUGGAAUGAAGCUCACUGAUGUUGGAAUAGCAACCUGCGGCAAAGGGUACAAAGGAUUCAAAGGGAACUGCGCCACUUCAUUUAUUGACCAAUUUAAAGUCCUUCACCAAUGCAAUAAAUUCUGUGAACUCAUGGGGCUGAAGCCUUUACUGAGCAGCCAGCCAAAAACAAGAAAAAUGGCUGCAGCAAUAGUAAAAACUAAGGUGCAGCCAAUGCCAAAGAAUCAUUUCUUCCCACCUCUCAGCAAAAAUAAAGCAUAAUGGAGGAAGAACUAAUGCUGGGAAUACUCUCAGAGCUAAAUGACUCUUCUGAAAAAGAAAUGUUUUGCUGUAUCAGCAUGAAAUAGGUCUUGGAGGUAACUGGCGCUUUGGUGUCAUCUAACGUUGAAACAGACAGCCGUCCCAGUCAUCUCAUUUUUUUACUCUGUGUAGCCAGCAUUGUGUUCAUGACGAGGCUUUUCUGACGUUUUGCAAAGAGUUUCCUGCAUGCACUAGAAAAAGAGCAUCCAUAAGAGGGGCUGAGGGAUUUUAUCGGUUUGAAAUAACCGCAGUCGUCAUUACUGGAACGUGAAUGGAGGUUUGUUGUCAAGACACUUUUUAAAAGUGCUUUAAGCGUCUGCGAAUGGACAACAUAUAACAAUAUACUGUAUAAAAUAUGUGACAGAAAUGUAUCCCCCAUCCUUGCACUCUUUGCUGCCAUGUUGGGCUCUCAUUAUGUAUCACAAGUGUGUUAGGGAAGUCCACAAAUUAUUUUUUUUUGUAUUUUUCGCAGUGUUGGAAUUGUUAUUUUUAUUUUGUGACGCCAUUUUGUGGUCAGUUUUCCUUGUGGGCUCUGCCAUCUUACACGUCAUUUUCAUGGACACAGCCAUAUUCUUGUUGAUGAUGUCCAUUGCCAGUCUCCUAAAUACUUGGCGUCAGAACAAUUUGACAUCGUCAUGCUGCUACUAUAAAAGAUGAUGGUGAACUCGGUGUCCAAUUUUUGAAAUGGCUAAAUUAAAACAACAGUUUUGUGAGAGGAGAAAGGAAAAUAAUAAAGAGAUUAUAGUAGGAGACAUUUUUGGUUAAGCUUAUUCAACAAAUUUUUGUUUUGACCUUUUUUGCUCAGUUACUUGUGUUACUGUAGUAAUAAACAUUUUUAUACUGUU
Molecule: messenger RNA, 6018 nt
Organism: Erpetoichthys calabaricus (reedfish)
Lineage: Eukaryota; Metazoa; Chordata; Cladistia; Polypteriformes; Polypteridae
Gene: alpk2
Product: alpha-kinase 2
Exons: 12
Coding region: 23-5134 (1703 amino acids)
Biological process (GO): protein phosphorylation
Molecular function (GO): protein serine/threonine kinase activity; ATP binding
Source: RefSeq, a predicted model, not a curated record